AUGAUGAUGAUGGAUCCUCUAUCAAUAUUGGCAGCAGAAGAAGAAGAGAAACAAAACAAGAUACUUGAAAAAGAAAAAGAGGUAGAGGAACAGAAAAGGUCUACUCAAGUCAAUCAUGCCAAGAUAUUCGCAGAAGAGGAAAGAAAAUUAGAGUCUAUUGCAACUAUUCACUUGCAUCAUCCAAGUAUACACGUUGGCAUGAAUGAUAAUAUCAAAACAAUUGAAAUCAAUGAUCGUUCAUUAAUCACUAAAAAGAAAUGGAUGAAUGCUUUUUGUAUAGUAAACUUUGAUCUUGAAAUUGGUCAAACUUUAGAUUAUAGUUUUCCACCAAAAUUAAAUUUAAAAGAAGAGGAAAUUGUUAAUUUAUGUUUUUUAUCAUUUCCUGAUUCAAAUUCACAUUUACAAGGUGAUAUAAUAUAUUGUUUUAAAUUAAAAUAUUGGAAUCAAGAGACAAGACUAUACGACUAUCAAUAUGGUUAUGUUUUCUUUAGACAAGAGAAAAAUGAUCGUAUUGAACGUGGCUAUUUGCAGAGGUCAGUGGUAUUGUUGAGCGAUGAACCAUUUGUUGGAUUGUACAAAAAGGUGAUUGAAGUGGUUGGACCACUCUACUUUCAAUUUGGUGAGACUCUGUUGGAGGUGGCGUUUCAAAACAUGUCAAAUUGGCCAGAACUGAAAUUGGGUCAAUCAUACGAACUCCCAAUACUCGGUAGUAUCUUUACAUUCCAUGUUCCCUAUACUAUUGGUGCACCUCAUAUUAUCGAUCCUAUUCUAAAGUAUAGUAAUAAUACAAACUUUCAAAGUAGUGUAAUGGGUAGUGGUGGAGCUGGUGGUGGUGGUAAUGGUAAUGCUAGCACUGGUCUAUCUCCACCACUCGUAUCAGUAUCCAACCUCAAGUCAAUUGACUUGUACUGCUGCUUUAAAAAUCUAUCAACUAAAUUAUGGAUGCUUUGGGAGAUGGUGUUGCUCAAUCACCCCAUCAUUGUCAUGUCACCGUCACCUCCCAUCUCUUCGGAUUGUGUGUUGGCGCUCAUCUCACUCAUAUCUCCUCUCAACUAUACUGGUGAUUAUCGUCCCUAUUUCACCAUCCACGAUCCCGAUUUCCAAAAAUUCACAGCAACCAAUAGUACUUUUCAUAAACAUUCAAGUAGUAAUAAUAAUAAUAAUACAACUUCAUCAUCAUCUGAAGAAGUGGAUUGUGCAGAAUUACAUAAUAAUAUAAAUGGAACACCAUCGACUAUAUUGGGAGUGACCAAUCCAUUCUUUUUAAAGGCACUUGGACAUUGGCCAACUACAGUUAUUAUCGGACCGACACAACGAUUUGGAAAGAGUGUAGAGAGUAGCGCAAGUAGUAUGAAAAAGACACUCUCCUUUUCCAGAGACUCUGAUGCCAAAGAACGUGUCGUUUCAGAGUACAAACCAUUGACAUCACCCGACAAAACAAUCCUCAAGAAAAUAUCAUCAGGAGAUUUGGAAAACAACAACAACAAUGAAUCUCUUCGUAAACAUUUUCUUCAAUUAACUUUAAAUUUCCUAAUCCCAUUGGAAAGAUAUUUUGCUUCUUUAUUACCACUUGCAAAGACUAUAUCAGUAUUUCAAAGACCACCAAGAUUAAAAGAUUUUGAUCAAGAAGAAUUUUUAAACAAAUUGGAAGGUGAUGAUGAAACCUAUGUAAUCGAUAGCAAGACUAAAGAAAUUGAAUUGUAUAAAAAGUUUUUAGAAUCUAGUAAUUUUGAAAAUUGGUUGGAAAAUAAGCGAAAGGAAGCAAUCCGUCAUUUAAAUAUACUCUACCGUAAAGCUAUCCUUGAGGCCGAUGUUCAAACUUUAUUAAAAGGAAAAAGUCCUGCAACUGCUUUAGAUUUAUAUAAAAGAAUUAAAGAUCAAUUGAUUUUAGAAGAAAAUUUAUUCAAUACUUCACAUGAAAUUAAGGAGAAGAUAAAAUCUCACCUUGAAUUAAUUGUACCUUAUUUGCCAUUAACAUGGCAAGCAAAUUAA
Messenger RNA from Cavenderia fasciculata, 1992 nucleotides. RefSeq lists its product as uncharacterized. Gene Ontology annotation, molecular function: guanyl-nucleotide exchange factor activity. NCBI's taxonomy places the organism in Eukaryota, Evosea, Eumycetozoa, Acytosteliales, Cavenderiaceae. Gene Ontology annotation, cellular component: recycling endosome. The record is from RefSeq and is a predicted model, not a curated record. Bases 1 to 1992 code for a protein of 663 amino acids. The transcript has 5 exons.